Messenger RNA from Caenorhabditis remanei, 981 nucleotides. RefSeq lists its product as uncharacterized. NCBI's taxonomy places the organism in Eukaryota, Metazoa, Nematoda, Chromadorea, Rhabditida, Rhabditidae. The coding region runs from base 1 to 981 and encodes 326 amino acids. The transcript is spliced from 4 exons. The record is from RefSeq and is a predicted model, not a curated record.
AUGAAUGUAUCACUCCUCGCCUCUCCUCAAUUUUAUUCAAAAACUCUGUAUGUCAUAGGAUUCCUUUCCUUGCCUAUUCAUAUACUCGGCGGGUACUGUAUUCUAUUCCAGACACCUGAAUCUAUGAAAUCUGUCAAAUCGAAUCUGUUGAACAUGUAUUUUUGGACUACACUUCUUGACGUGUAUCUCAAUUUGUUGACUCAACCAUUUCUGUGCCCUCCACCCAUUGACGGAUUCGCAAUGGGUCUCUUGAGUCGUGUUGGAAUCAACUUGCCGCUUCAUAUUUAUUCUGGAAUCACGAUUGUGGCCCUAGUCGCAGUAUCUGUUGUCUCCAUUUUCGAGAACCGUUUUUACUUGCUCUGGGCGAAAGGAACAUGGUGGAAAUUUGUCAGAUAUCUCAUUCUGAUUGGAGAUUAUAUUAUUGCUGUCUUGUUUUUUGUUCCAAGUAUUUUAGGAAUUCCAGAGCAAGAAACAGCAAGAAAGGAACUUUUUGAAAUGUAUCCUCACAUCCAAGCCUUCGACAGUCCCGAAAACCGAAUAUUCAUUGUGGAUCUUCGCAAAGACAACGUAUACAUGAUCAGAACUGCCUGCACCAUAACAUAUAUUGUUGGACAGGGAGCUAUUUUUGUUAUCUUGUUACAGUACAAUAUAAUCCGUGCAAUCAAGGGAAUGACGAUAUCUAAAAGUACUGCAAACAUGCAGAGAGCGUUUUUGAGGGCACUGUAUCUGCAGGUUGCUAUCCCAUUCUUCAUUAUGGUUGUCCCUCAAAUCAUCAUCGUGUUUUUUGGAAUUUUUAUAGAAAUUCAACAAGAAACUAUGAAUGUUUCGUGGAUUGUUACAUCAACACACGGUGCUCUUGCAACUGCAACAAUGCUAUACGUACAGAAACCUUAUCGAAAAUUCUUGAAAUCGAAAUUAUCUUGUUCACAGAGAGUUGAGCAAUUUGUGAGCGCGACUACCGGUGUAAAGUCUGUUCUGUAA